AUGACACAGUGGCAGCACUUGUCCAGCAUACAAUUAGCGGAUGCACAAUUCGGCGUUCCCGGUAAUAUCGACGUGCUAAUUGGUUCUGACGUAUGGGGUCAAGUUGUCGAAACUGACUUCAAAUUUGGCGGUCCUUGUGAGCCGCACGCUCAACGCACUGCUUUUGGGUGGGUCAUAUUUGGCCCAGUUUCUGCAGCACAACCUUCAACGUUGCCAACUCUCGCAUUAAGUACGCAGCUAUGCGACGAAGACGUACACUUGGAGGAACUCCUCCGAAGUUUUUGGAAGUUGGAGGAAGUGCCCUCCCUAGAAUAUGAUGGAGAUGACGAAUGCGAACGAAUUUUUUGUAACACCCACUCUCGCACACCUGACGGACGCUACGUUGUAUGCAUACCAUUUCGUCCUGAUGCGCCGGCUUUGGGAGAUUCUUAUACUCAUGCAUUACGACAGUUUUACCUUCUUGAGCGGCGACUGGCAGCAAAUAGUGAAUUCCUUGAGAAAUACAUUGCUUUUAUGCGCGAAUAUGCAGACCUAGGCCAUAUGGAGCGCGCAUACACAUUGAACGAUAAUGAAGCGGGCUUUUAUAUCCCGCAUCAUGCAGUUAUGGGGAAGUUUCGCCUUGUGUUCAAUGCCUCGGCGAGAACUACAACCGGCGUCUCCCAGAACGAAGUUCAGCUGGUAGGAACCACAAUACAAGAUCCACUACUUAACAUAAUAUUUCGCUUUCGCCGCUUUCGCAUCGCAUUGUCUGCCGAUGUUGAGAAGAUGUUUCGACAUUACUUGUUAAACCCGAGCAUAGAGAUUUUCAGCGCAUUAUUUGGAGAGAGUCCCCAACCGAUGACAUCACUAUAUAUCGCCUUACAACGGUGA
Rhagoletis zephyria (snowberry fruit fly) is the source of this 870-nucleotide messenger RNA. RefSeq lists its product as uncharacterized. NCBI's taxonomy places the organism in Eukaryota, Metazoa, Arthropoda, Insecta, Diptera, Tephritidae. The record is from RefSeq and is a predicted model, not a curated record.